UUAUUUUACUCGUACGUUUUGUUGACAUAUAUUUCAUUUGAUUUGGUACAAUUGGAAUUAAUAUAUAUAUAUAUAUAUAUAUAAUUUGACAGUUUUUUUUUACCGUCAGAGAGUUUUAAACCCAGCAAUGACGAAACAAUCAGCUCAAAGGAUCUAAUGAGAUUUCCUAAGACGAUGAAUCACAAUUAAUGACGAAACAAUGAUCUCAACUCCCACAAACGUCGAAAGCCAUAUGUUAAACGACAAGCUACGUGUUUACCUACAUUUAUGAACUUCAAAAUGUAAAAUAUAUCUUUUUGAUACACUUACAAUUUGAAUAGAUAAAAUGAUGAUAAUAGGCAACUAAUCAAAAUUUGGCACUGAAGUAAGCAAGAUUUUGGUUGUUAUUUUAGUUUUAAGACGCUGCUUCUAAUGGAGACUAAUAAUAAAAACAAAAAUAAGGACAUUGAUUGGUCUAGAUAUGGACUUGGUACAGAAACUGCACAAAGAGUUCGUGCUAAUACUAGUGGAUUUGUAGAUUUAUCAAACAAUUUUGAGUAUAGCGCUGGUGGUCAUCAAGCUUUUGGGGCAAAUGAAUUAUUUGCAGAAGAACAGGGUGAUGUGCCUUGGUGGAAAUCAAAUUUCUUUAUAUCACAACCUGUUUUAUUUGGUACAUGGGAUGGUGUGUUCACAUCAUGUUUGAUAAAUAUAUUUGGAGUCAUAGUUUUUUUGAGAUCAGGAUGGAUUGUAGCAGAAGCAGGAGUUCUGAGUGCUGUGCUAAUGGUUUUAUCAACAGUAUUCAUUGCUCUCAUAACUGUUUUAUCUUCUGUUGGAAUAUGUGAAAGAUGUAGAAUCGAGAGUGGUGGAGUUUACUUUGUGAUUGCUCAUGUACUUGGAUCUAAAUUUGGAGGGUCUUUAGGACUCCUUUAUUGUUUUGGACAGGCUGUUGGAUGUGCCCUUAAUGUUCUUGGUUUUGGGGAAUCUAUGGCUGAACUAAUAGGUCUGGGAAAUUCAAUAUGGGCUGUACGAUUUAUAGCAGGAGCAGCAGUACUUUUACUAGGAGUGAUAAAUGUGGCAGGAGUCAAAUGGGUUAUAAAAUUACAAUUUAUUCUAUUAUUAAUCCUGUUACUAGCAGGUCUUGAUUUUAUGGUUGGCAGCUUUGUACAUACAGACAUAGAACAUGGAUUUGAGGGGUGGCUUUCAAACAACUUGAAAUUAAAUAUGUUUCCUAACUUUAGUCCAAGCAAUAAUUGGUUCAUAGUUUUUGGUGUCUUCUUUCCAACAAUAACUGGAAUACUUUCCGGAAUAAACAUGAGUGGAGAUCUCAAAGCACCUUCUACGAACAUUCCGAAUGGAUCUUUAGCAGCAAUAAGCACAGGCACAUUCCUCUACCUCGUAUUUGUGAUAUUUUUAGGGGCAACAUGCAAAAGAAGUUUUUUGGAAAAUGACUAUUUGAUUGCAGCAAAAGUAUCAGCCUUCAGUGUCUUAUUAUUAGCAGGGCUGUAUGUUUCUUCUAUGUCCAGUUGUCUUGGUGCUAUGUAUGGAACACCUAGAGUCCUGCAAUCUAUUGCAUUAGAAAAUGUCAUACCAAGUAUAAGCAUCCUUGGUACUGGGAGAGGUCCAAAUAAAGUACCUUUAUACGCAAUGAGUGUUGUAGCUUUUGUAACAGUAGCUUUUAUAUUAAUUGGAGAAAUAAACGUAUUAGCUCCUAUUGUGACAAUGCCAUUUUUAUUAACAUAUGCCAGUGUGGAUUACGCAUAUUUUGCCCUUGCACAAACAUUUGACAUACAACACCAAAGAGAACAGAGAUUUCAUAAACCAAGGGUUCAAAGCUCCAUGUUAGGCUCUGAAGAGAAUGACUUGGAUAUAUUAUUUCCUGAGAGAACCAGACAUAAAACUUUGAGGGGAGAAUCAGGCUCAGGAAGUCCCAGUAGCCCAGAAGAAAAUGAUGAUUUGGCAUUGAUAAUGGCUAAAACUCACAUUCACUCUAAACCGAAGAACUGGUAUUCUAAUUUGUGUAAUAGGUGGCUAUCGUUAUUUGGUGCUGCUUUGAAAAUUGUAAUAAUGUUUUUGGUGAAUUGGGUGUACGCUAUUAUUUGUAUAACGGUUGUGUUCUUCGUUUGGUUGUACAUAGGUACAGCAAAUCCUGCUGUUAAACCUGGAUUGGCUGCAGAGUUCCGGUUUUUCAAAUGGUUGAGAAUUAUCUUACUACGUUGUAUGGGAAGACGUGUAUACGACUAUGAGCAAAUUGUUGUUACACCAGUUCAUCCAGGGCUUAAUGUUACAUCUUCUCAACUUAAUGAAGAUAACGAAGAUUUUGCUAAUAGAAGAAGAUACCAUCAAUCUGCCACUGUUCAUGGACAUAUGGUCAAUAUCGAUGAUUGAUCCUGUCAUUUGAUUUAAUUUAUUGAAUUGUAUAUAUUUUCUAUAUUGUUUUUGUAUAAUCUGAGAAAUCCAAAGUAAAAUUAUUUUCUGAAAUAUUUUUUCAAGAUACUUGUCUUGUAUAUUAAUGUAUUAACAUAAAAUAGCUUAAACUAC
Messenger RNA from Harmonia axyridis, 2517 nucleotides. Its product is annotated as solute carrier family 12 member 8. Gene Ontology annotation, cellular component: membrane. The transcript has 10 exons. Bases 412 to 2364 code for a protein of 650 amino acids. Gene Ontology annotation, molecular function: potassium:chloride symporter activity. Lineage: Eukaryota; Metazoa; Arthropoda; Insecta; Coleoptera; Coccinellidae. Gene Ontology annotation, biological process: potassium ion homeostasis; chloride transmembrane transport; chloride ion homeostasis. The record is from RefSeq and is a predicted model, not a curated record.